Molecule: messenger RNA, 584 nt
Organism: Daphnia pulicaria
Lineage: Eukaryota; Metazoa; Arthropoda; Branchiopoda; Diplostraca; Daphniidae
Product: selenoprotein W-like
Exons: 3
Biological process (GO): negative regulation of apoptotic process; positive regulation of filopodium assembly
Source: RefSeq, a predicted model, not a curated record
GCAACCAUAUCAAAACGCGUCUCAGCUGUCAAGUGCGGAGUAAAUUAAGCAAUCAUUGCCAUAUUUAACCCAGUUGUUGCAUGAGCAUCAUAUUUGGUGUUGAAAAUCCGUGCAUUUAGCAAAGAAAUGGUGAAGAUUAAUAUUGAAUAUUGCGGUGGGUGAGGGUAUGGUCCCCGCUACGGGGAGCUUGCUGGAAUGAUUCGGCAAAAAGUUCCCUCUGCGGAGAUUGAAGGCCACAUUGGACGAAGAACUUCGUUUGAGGUGACUGUGGAUGAUCAAUUGAUCCACUCCAAACUGAGCACAAAUUCCUUUCCAGAUUUUGAAGAGGUUGCUAGUAUUGUGCAAUCAGUCGCUGAGGGAUCUAAGCCUCAGCAAGUAACGAAGACCCAAUCUGCUGGAUGCAACAUCCUGUAGACACCCUUUUACCAUGGCAAUGAAUUUGGUUAGGUUAAACAUUUACUGCUCACUUAUGAAAUGGACUCUUUGAAGCACUUUCGUGUUGGUGUCUGUUGAUUUUUCUUGAGCUUGUAUCUGAUGCUAUCUGCAAAUUUAUGUAUAUAGAAUAAUAAACCACAUCCAAAAUA